ACCAAACCAUACUCAUAAAUGGGAUUGCGUUGAAGCUUUGUCUCUCUUCUCUCUGUUUCUGUCUCUGUCUCUGUCUCUCCAUUUUCAGUUCAGUUUGUUAUACUUGAAACUAAUUUCAAUCUUUGAUUCCAUCUCUCAUGGCUUUGUGCAUGAGGAAAUCACCAAAACUUAUCAACCAUCUAAAAUACAGGAUGGGUUUGUUUGAUAUGAUCACCCCCAGUUCUUGGAAUUCUACUUCAUCCCAUCAUCAAGAAUUUCCAGUUACAGCUCCAAUUGCUCAUAAUCUAGGAAACCCAGAUGCAGAUUUGAGUGUCAAAGCAACUCUUUUCUCUGCUUGUCGUUUCAAAUCAACCAAACCCGGAAAACAAUUGAAUUCUCUCAAUGAUGCUGAUGACAACAAGGUCUUGGAUUUUCCAGGAGGAAAGGUUAGACUCUCUCCUAAAAUGACAUUCAUAUCUGAAUCCCCCGAGGAGCGUACACAAUGCUACAGAGUCCUUGAUGACAAUGGUCAGCUGAUUUUGGGCAGUAAUUUAGUACAGGUCGGCGAGGAACUUGCUGUAAAAAUGUACACUGACAUGAUUACACUUCAAACCAUGGACACUCUUUUUUAUGAAGCACAAAGGCAAGGAAGAAUUUCCUUUUAUCUGACCACAAUUGGAGAGGAGGCCAUCAACAUUGCAACUGCAGCAGCUCUCACUGCUGAUGACCAUGUCUUCCCUCAGUACAGAGAGCCAGGAGUGCUAUUAUGGCGUGGUUUCACCCUUCAAGAAUUUGCAAAUCAGUGUUUUGUAAACAAAGCUGAUCAUGGAAAAGGCAGGCAGAUGCCUAUCCAUUAUGGCUCUAACAAGCACAAUUACUUUACUGUAGCAUCAACAAUUGCAACACAACUUCCCCAUGCUGUUGGUGCUGCAUAUGCUCUGAAGAUGGAUAGAAAAGAUGCAUGUGCAGUUACGUAUUUUGGUGAUGGUGGCUCAAGUGAGGGAGAUUUCCAUGCUGCUUUAAAUUUUGCGGCAGUUUUGGAGGCCCCAGUAAUAUUUAUCUGUCGAAACAACGGAUGGGCUAUCAGCACCCCUACUUCAGACCAGUUUAGAAGUGAUGGUGUAGUUGUUAGAGGUUCUGCUUAUGGAGUCCGAAGUAUUCGUGUAGAUGGUAAUGAUGCACUUGCCAUUUAUGGUGCAGUUCAUGCUGCACGUAAAAUGGCAAUAACUGAACACAGACCAAUCUUAAUCGAGGCUCUAACAUAUCGAGUGGGACAUCACUCCACGUCUGAUGAUUCCACCAAGUAUCGUCCAGUUGAUGAGAUUGAAUGGUGGAAAUUGGCACAAGACCCAGUAACUAGAUUUAGAAAUUGGAUUGAAAGCAAAGAUUGGUGGAGCAGUGAGGCUGAGUCAGAGUUCAGAAGCAGUGUGAGGCAGCAGCUACUGCAUGCAAUUCAAGUUGCAGAAAAAGCUGAGAAACCUCCAGUGGCAGACAUUUUCACAGAUGUAUAUGAUGUUCCCCCAUCCAAUCUCCACGAGCAGGAGAAACUGCUUAGAGAGACAAUCAGAAGACACCCACGGGACUACCCAUCAGAUGUUCCUGCCUAGACUUCGACGAUUCUUUUUAUAGUUGGAAUCUACUUCGAAUAAAGGUUGAAUUUUUUGUUAUCACAAACAUUGUAAUUGAAAGAUUCGACGCUUGCAGUUUCAAGGGUAAUAUGCAAUUAGCCCUCUCAAAGGUAUAUUUUAUCCAAUGUUGAUACUCCAAAGAUGUGAGCUCUUGCACAUUUUGUCCGAUAUAUGAUAGUGACACAAACAGCACAUCUUUGCAACUGAA
Quercus robur (English oak) is the source of this 1815-nucleotide messenger RNA. Its product is annotated as 2-oxoisovalerate dehydrogenase subunit alpha 2, mitochondrial-like. NCBI's taxonomy places the organism in Eukaryota, Viridiplantae, Streptophyta, Magnoliopsida, Fagales, Fagaceae. The transcript has 9 exons. Gene Ontology annotation, molecular function: oxidoreductase activity, acting on the aldehyde or oxo group of donors, disulfide as acceptor. The record is from RefSeq and is a predicted model, not a curated record. The coding region runs from base 138 to 1586 and encodes 482 amino acids. Gene Ontology annotation, biological process: branched-chain amino acid catabolic process.